This is a messenger RNA of Triticum turgidum subsp. durum (durum wheat), 2547 nucleotides long. NCBI's taxonomy places the organism in Eukaryota, Viridiplantae, Streptophyta, Magnoliopsida, Poales, Poaceae. The record is from the annotation of a GenBank genome assembly.
AUGGAGAAACUGAGUCCCACUGGACAUAUUCCUCAACCUUCACGAUCACUGGAUGACCUUCCUAUGAAAGUAGCUUGCACGCUAUCACAGGGAUCUAAUGUAACUAGCAUGGACUUUCAUCCUUCUCGUCAUACGCUACUACUAGUUGGAUCUGCUAAUGGUGAAUUUACACUCUGGGAGAUCAGUAUGCGUGAGAGGCUGCUCACAAAGCCCUUCGAAAUUUGGGACAUGCAAGCAUGUUCAACACAAUUUCAGGGUGUCAUGGCUAAAGACUCUUCCAUGGCCGUUAAUCGAGUUACAUGGAGCCCUGAUGGAGACUUGAUUGGUGUUGCAUUUACAAAGCAUUUGAUCCAUCUGCAUGCAUACCGGCAUCCAAAUGAAACAUAUCAAUUUGUAGAGAUUGAGGCUCAUUCUGGAAGAGUUAAUGACAUAGUUUUCUCUCGGUCACGUAAGCAACUUUAUGUUGUCACUUGCGGAGAUGACAAGCUGAUAAAGGUCUGGGACAUGCAUGGGCAGAAAAUAUAUUCGUUUGAAGGGCAUGAGGCACCUGUGUAUUCUAUUUGCCCUCAUCACAUAGACGAGGUUAAGUUUAUUUUCUCAAUUUCCCUUGAUGGGAAAAUGAAGACAUGGCUUUAUGAGUAUCUGGGAACUAAGCUGGACUUUGAUGUUCCAGGAAAAUGGUGUGGUGCAAUUCUCAAUAGUGCCGAUGGCACUAGGUUGUUCUCUUGCGGAACAAGCAAAGAGGGGGACACACAUUUAGUUGAGUGGAACCAAAUUGAAGGAUCUGUCGAGAGGUCAUAUUCUGGAUUCCGUAAAAAACCAUCUGGUGUAGCGCAAGGUGUCGUGCAGUUUGAUACAGCUCGGAAUCACAUUUUAGCUGCUGGCGAAGAUAACCAAAUUAUGUUUUGGGAUGUCGAUAACACCAACAUGCUUACCUGCAUUGAAGCUGGUGGAGGCUUGCCAAGCUUUCCACGAUUAAGGUUCAAUAAAGAAGGCAAUCUGCUUGCUGUUAAUACAGUAGAUAGUGGUUUUAAGAUACUUGCAAAUACUGAUGGGCUCAGAUCUUUACCGGCUUUUGGUAAUGUGCCUUCCGAAGUAUUCAGAUCGCCAUAUGAAGCUUCUGAGAUGAAGGUCUCAGAUCCUGCUAUUGUCGCGAGCAUCUCUCCUAACAUUGGCCAAACUGAUGACUUAGACACAAAAUAUCCUGCAAAGCCAUCUCAAGUGAAUUGCAGUGAUCGAGCAUUUGGAAGCGUAGAUAAAAAGCGAAGAAUUUCAGAAGAAAAGUCUGAUAAAGCGAAACCUUGGGAGCUGAAGGAGGUUCAGCAAUUUUGUGUUGAUACAAUGCUAGAAACUGACCACGCCAGCAAGGUAUCCAAGGUGCUCGACGACGACAACCUCCUCAGGGAGAUCAUCAUCCGCGUCGGCUUCCCAACCACCCUCGUCCAUGCCGCCCUCGUCUGCAAGCGCUGGUACCAGCAUGCCUCCGAACCUGCCUUCCUCCGCCUUUUCCACGAGCGCCACCCACCCCGCCUCCUCGACUUCUACAUCGAGAACAGGAAGGAUUAUAACAUGGCUUCUAUUCGCUUCAUCCCGAUGCUACCUCAGCCCCCAGAGCUUUCGACCGUCAUCCGCACUGUGCAGAGCUACAGUUGGGGCUUCUACCACGGCGCCCCGGCCAACUUCCGCUGCUCCCGGAAAGGCAGAGUCCUCAUCAGCUUGUACAACCUGGUCAACGACAACAAUUUCACAAGUCGGGUGCACAGUCCAUUAUGUCCUGAGAGAGGCCUGGCUGUCGUCCCACCAUUACCACACAUCCAAAUCCAGGACGAUUAUUACUAUAGUAUGCUCUUGGUGGAAGAAGCCGACAGUGUGUCCUACUUUCAUGUGUUGCUUGUGGCUAACAUGCAGAGAACAAAAUAUACGGUGCACGUAAAUAUGUUGCGACAUGGUGAUGGUGUGUGGCGCACAUGUCUUACCUUCGACAAAGACCAACUUCUUGAUCCGGAAUGGGAACCAAAAGCUGUGCUCGCCAACAAUAAAAUCUACAUAGCGAGCACACAGAACAGCAUUGAUUUCUUUGAUUUGACUACCUCAAGCAUCUCCACGGUUCAGCUCCCACAUGGGGUGGAGUAUGGCGAUAGAGAUACCAUGUUGGCACCGGCUCAUGAUGCUUCUGAUGUGUAUCUCAUCCAUGCUAAGAAUCUUCAGCUUGACAUCUGGCUCCACAAGGGGGACAACUGGUUGCUGGUGGACACCAUUUCUUUGCGUGACAUGGUUGCUAAUUUGAGGAUUCCAGGUUGUGAGGUUGAGGAUGAGCCCAUUGCUCCUCUCUGGAUAAACCAUGCGGGGUCCUAUGCUGAGUUUGUGUUCUUGGAGAUGGGCCAAUGCGCACUUCACUUAGAUGUCAAGUGUAGGCAGUUGCGUAAAGUGUAUGAUAUGACAGAAGAAGAACUGGAUUUGGGUGAUAUCCAUCCUCUUACAAUGAUUUGGCCGCCCAUAUUCCCUGCUCUCACUGAUAACCUUGCAAGUUUGCCUUUUGGCCUUUAG